CAAAACAAGAUGGCUACCGCCACUCCUAUUUCCGUGGAAGAGUUUUCUCUAUUAGAAAAGGAAGCCAAGAAUCUUAUGACAAACGGAGAGGUCGAGAAAGCUGAAACGUUGUACACAAAUUUUAUUGAAAGGACACAGGAGACUACAAGCGACAGAAAAUUCCUUGCCCUGGCAACAAAUAAUCGUGGACAUUUACGUUACCUAACUGUAGACUUUUAUGGUGCUAUUCAAGACUAUACCGCCGCGAUAGAACUUGAUCCAAGUUUAGCGGUGUCCUACUAUAAUCGUGGACAAAUUCACUACAGAAUGGGAAGGUUUAAACUUGCAAUAGAUGACUUGGAGAGGGCUUUAGAGGUGGACCCAAAUUUUACUGAUGCUCAAGAUAAUUUAAGACAAGCAAGGAAAGAUUUUGCUACCUAACCCAACUGACACUUACCC
Paramuricea clavata is the source of this 438-nucleotide messenger RNA. The record is from the annotation of a GenBank genome assembly. NCBI's taxonomy places the organism in Eukaryota, Metazoa, Cnidaria, Anthozoa, Malacalcyonacea, Plexauridae.